Messenger RNA from Juglans microcarpa x Juglans regia, 1178 nucleotides. RefSeq names its product protein ENHANCED DISEASE RESISTANCE 2-like. The record is from RefSeq and is a predicted model, not a curated record. The coding region runs from base 129 to 1025 and encodes 298 amino acids. The transcript has a single exon. Lineage: Eukaryota; Viridiplantae; Streptophyta; Magnoliopsida; Fagales; Juglandaceae.
AUUCACAAUAUACGCCUCUGACCUCAACCGUGUUGCUCAAACCCCGAAGAGAGUCCUCGCGAAGCUAAAGAGCUCAGAGAGAGACGGGGAGGAAGUCUUGAGUGUGUGUGUGUGGGUGUGACAUUAACAUGUGCCCUACGAAUCAAAAACAUAGAAUCUCCGGAGAACGAUGCUCCCUAUCCGGCGAGUCCAUAACCACCGCCACCCCCACGGAAUGGAUAUCUGAGUCCAUCAGCGGGGGAUCAUUGCGCAACGUCGACCUCCACACCGGAACCAACGGCUGGGCCUCACCCCCGGGCGACCUUUUCUCCCUCCGCUCCAAGAACUACUUCACAAAACGUACCAAAACCCCCUCCGGCGAGUACCUACUCUCCCCAGCCGGCAUGGAUUGGCUGAAGUCGACUACCAAACUCGACAACGUACUCGCCCGUUCCGACAACCGCGUGUCCCACGCCCUCGGCAAGGCCCAGGCCCUGGGCAAAUCCCUAAAGAGCUUCAUUUUCGCCGUCAACCUGCAAGUCCCCGGGAAGGACCACCACAGCGCCGUUUUCUACUUCGCCACGGAGGAUCCUAUCCCCUCCGGUUCUCUUCUGUACCGGUUCGUUAAUGGUGACGACUCGUUCCGGAACCAGCGGUUCAAGAUCGUGAACCGGAUCGUGAAGGGCCCGUGGAUCGUGAAGAAGGCGGUGGGGAAUUACGGUGCGUGUCUGUUAGGCAAGGCUCUGAUGUGUAAUUAUCACAGAGGAACUAACUACUUGGAAAUCGACGUGGACAUUGGGAGCUCAGCGAUAGCCAGCGCGAUUCUGCACCUCGCAUUGGGGUAUGUAACGAGCGUGACCAUAGACAUGGGGUUCGUGGUGGAGGCGCAGGCAGAGGACGAGUUGCCCGAGAGGCUGAUCGGUGCGGUUAGGGUUUGCCAGAUGGAAAUGUCGUCGGCUAAGGUGGUGGACGCGCACACGGUGGCGCGUGGGAUGGGAUUUUCUAAGGUGAACCACCGCGACUCAGGCGACGGUGAGGAUGAAUGAAGAUGACGGUGAGAAUCCCUAAUUAAUGGAGAUUUUAGUGUUAAUUUAUUUUUAGAAUAUGUAAUAUUAGCCCCCUUAGUUUUAAUUUUGAAGAUGGGGGAAUCGGUGCCGGGGGUAUAUUUAUAGAGAAUAAUAAAAUGUCGUUAACAACAA